CCGCCCCGGCCCGUAUAAAAGCGGGGCGAGACGCGCCGGGCACCGGCUGCCGGCAGACGCGACGCGACGCCACCGCGAUGCCUCUGUCGCAGAGCAGGGCCGGCCGGCAGAUGCCCUGCAGCAGCAAGGUGUGCAGGAACCUCUUUGGGCCUGUGGACCACCACCAGCUCCAAAAUGACUUCCAGGAUCUGCUGAGGCGGCAGCUGGAGGAAGCCCAGCAUCGCUGGAACUUCGACUUUGAGACGGAUACGCCCUUGGAAGGGCGCUUCAAGUGGGAGAGGAUCAUCUUUGCUGACCAGCAGCUGCACAGCCUGUCCAAGGCCACCAGCAGUGAGAGCCAGAGCUGCUCCUCAGCCCCUAAGGUACCCUCCAAGGACCAUCCUGGCCAGGCCUGCUCUGAGACGCCUCGGCAAGACUCUGAGGCUGGCACGGCUGGUUCCCCGCAGCGCUUGAAACGCAAGCAGAGCACCAUCAAGGAUUUCUACAACUCCAAGCGGAGAAUCGUCCCUGACAAGCCCAAGCCGUGACCUCGUGGUACUCAGCUCCAUUUGCAAGUGCCUCUCUGCUGAGGGUGCUGUCAUUGGGGAUCCUUCACAGCUGCUGAUGCUGAGAUGCCCUGGGGGUGUCCAUGGCUCCUUUCUCAGCCCUGUACUAUGUAAGCUGUGUGUGUGAAGCAAUGUAGAGUCUGUAGUUCCCUAUUUAUGAGUAGCCCUGGGUCCUGAGGGACCUUCACUUGUGUGCAAUGUAUAUGGAGUAGCCCAUGCUGAGGCUUGUAGCCCCUCAGAGGGGAUGGAGGAGGACUGAAAAGGGCCUGGCAGGCUGAGACUGUGGCAUCCCACCACCUGAGGAGGUGGAGAAGAGCCUGUGUCCUCUGCCCUGUGCUGGUGGGGCUGAGCACUGUCCUUGCACCAUCCUACUGUCCAGCUGUGGUCCUCCCCCUGCCUGAAGGCUGGUCAUGGAGGAUGCUCUUGUCCCAGCAGCCCAGUGGGGCAGAAACUCCAGAAACCCCCAGGAAAAGGUCCCUGGUCGUAGGGUUGGCUUGUGCGUAUGGCCCCGGUGGCCCAAGCCCUGGGGCAGCCAGGCUCUGAGCACACUGGCUGCUGGCACAGGGCAUCCGAUGGGACGGCCCCGGGGGCAGCGAGUCCUUGUCUGUGCUUGGAAGUGGGGUGACGCAAGGGGGGCCGUUCCCUUCCCCGGUGCUUCUGAGGAAAGGAAAUGCCUGGUCCCUGGACAGCCCUUCCUCCAGGUGACUCACCGAUGCAUCACGUGUUAGAUGGGCUGGGGAGCAGUGACAAACUUGCUGGAGGUCCCUGUGACUCACACCAAGGUCUCCUGGCUCUCACCCCCCUCCCACAGCAGGGAGAAGGGCUGUUUUUAGCUGUGACCAGACCUGGGCUUCCUGAGGCAAGGACAUGUCCCCUUGCGCUGUCCCUUGCCUGCUGGGACCCUGGAGAUGCCUGUGCUCACAGCUCCGGUCCUGAGAUCCAUCAGUGUUUUGGUCAAGCCUGGGGCCACCACUGCCUGGGAAGCUUUGGGAUCCCCUGAACUCCCUGCUGACCCUGUUAAACCCCUUUCUCUCCCUGUUGUUGGCUUGUUUGGUGCUACUUGCCUUCUUGUUCCUGCCUUGUUAAAUACUGACACUGGGCUGGCUGCUCCGGCCCUGCUGGGCUGCUCGAGGAAAGGGGAGCCCUGCCCUCCAGCGGGGAUGACACGGAAAGAAGUUUUAGCUUUGUCCUGGACUUUUUUCCUCCUUUGGAGCUGGGGGGAGAGGAGGACCCUCACCUGGACUCAGCUGGGAAACGAGUGGCUUCUGUUGGCUCCUGGCCUGAGGCCGCUCGGCCGCGGCUGGUUUGCCCUGCGUUGGCGGUGGGUAGCUGCUCGCGAGUGACUCGACGCUGUCAGAUCUCAGCACUUUGGGUUUGUCUCCUGCCCUGCUGGAGUUGGACUCUGGAAACUGGUGCAAGAUGGUCCCAGGCAGAAGAGGGGCCUCCCGCUCCCUGCCAGCUCCCUCUGCCAACCUCCCACCUUGCACCAAGAUGCACUUUGCUGUCAGCAAAGCUGGCGAGCUCCCAGCACUAAAUGUUUAUUUAUAAAGAUGCUGUUAAGUCUAAGGGGGGGGUGGGGGGAAAUAUCUGUUUGUCUAUAAAUGUGGCUCUGAAUAAGCA
Dromaius novaehollandiae (emu) is the source of this 2165-nucleotide messenger RNA. It is a transcript of the gene CDKN1A, whose product is annotated as cyclin dependent kinase inhibitor 1A. The coding region runs from base 78 to 527 and encodes 149 amino acids. Gene Ontology annotation, cellular component: cyclin-dependent protein kinase holoenzyme complex; nucleus. Gene Ontology annotation, molecular function: cyclin-dependent protein serine/threonine kinase inhibitor activity. Gene Ontology annotation, biological process: signal transduction by p53 class mediator; regulation of G1/S transition of mitotic cell cycle; DNA damage response. NCBI's taxonomy places the organism in Eukaryota, Metazoa, Chordata, Aves, Casuariiformes, Dromaiidae. The record is from RefSeq and is a predicted model, not a curated record. The transcript is spliced from 3 exons.